CUCUCUCUCUAGUUUGAGCUUCUUGUCCCGUCGCCCUUUGCUCCCCCGCCUCCUGUCUGUCGCGGUGUAUGCCGGGAUGUCCUGGCAGUCAGUAGGAGGCCGCACUCCGCUGUGAGGAGGUCUGCGGCUCGGAGCUCUUUGCGCUGUCCUGAGUCUACCUGUCCGGGGUGGGCACCUACAGUGAGCGGCGGGCAGGACUGGCCUCGGGAGCUUUGAGGUUCCUGCGUCUUACUGACAGGAUGGAGAAGCAGUGUCAGGCCAUGCAAGGACAACCUGUCACUACGUUCCAGCCACAGAAACCGUUGCGACCCGAAAUGGGCUAUAACACACUAGCCAAUUUUCAGAUCGAGAAGAAGAUUGGACGGGGCCAGUUUAGUGAAGUGUACAGAGCCACAUGUCUCCUAGAUAGAGUUCCUGUAGCUUUGAAGAAAGUACAGAUUUUUGAUUUGAUGGAUGCCAAGGCACGAGCAGACUGUAUCAAAGAAAUUGACCUCCUUAAGCAACUUAAUCACCCAAAUGUCAUAAAGUACUAUGCCUCCUUCAUUGAAGAUAAUGAGUUGAAUAUAGUCUUAGAGUUAGCAGAUGCUGGAGACCUUUCUAAUAUGAUAAAGCAUUUCAAGAAACAGAAGAGGUUGAUCCCAGAAAGGACUGUAUGGAAGUAUUUUGUGCAGCUCUGCAGUGCGCUGGAACAUAUGCAUUCCCGCCGGGUCAUGCAUAGAGAUAUUAAGCCAGCCAAUGUGUUUAUAACAGCCACAGGCGUGGUGAAGCUGGGGGAUUUAGGCUUGGGCCGCUUCUUCAGCUCCAAAACCACAGCUGCGCAUUCUUUAGUUGGCACCCCUUACUACAUGUCACCGGAGAGGAUACAUGAGAACGGAUAUAAUUUUAAAUCCGAUAUUUGGUCUUUGGGAUGCCUGCUGUAUGAGAUGGCUGCAUUGCAAAGCCCAUUUUAUGGUGACAAGAUGAACCUGUAUUCAUUGUGUAAGAAGAUAGAACAAUGCGACUACCCUCCUUUACCCUCUGACCACUAUUCCGAAGAGCUGCGGAUGGUGGUGAAUACUUGCAUCAAUCCAGACCCAGAGAAGAGACCAGAUGUAACGUAUGUUUACGAGGUGGCGAAGCGUAUGCAUGCCCGGACCGCCAGCAGCUAAAUGAUGCAUCAGGAGUCUUCCUGCUUCUGUCAAUCAUGAUCACGUGUUUUUUGUUUUUAUUUGUUUGUUUUCUUUCAAAAUAUUAAACCCAUUAUCAUUACUCUUAUGUUACUGGAGGGGUCUGUAACAUCCCAUACCAGCAAAGGGUAGAUAUGUCAAUGUCCUAAAAUGUACGAUUCCCUUGUUGGUGAAGAAGUUUAAUAAACAGAUGCUGUAGACCUUCUCUUCUGGACUUUGACGUCCACUCGCCUGUCUCAGUAAGUAUUACUUUGGCAGUGUGUGUAUGCAGAUAUGUCAUUAGUUGGUAUUGCUGCAGUUUGUUCACUUUACCUGGAAGAGCCACAAAUGUCUUUGUUCUUUGUAUGAAGGGUGAAUUCUAAUAAAGAAUAUUUCAAUAGGGAAAAGUCUCAAA
This is a messenger RNA of Pelobates fuscus (common spadefoot toad), 1560 nucleotides long. It is a transcript of the gene NEK7, whose product is annotated as NIMA related kinase 7. The record is from RefSeq and is a predicted model, not a curated record. Gene Ontology annotation, molecular function: ATP binding; protein serine/threonine kinase activity. Bases 240 to 1148 code for a protein of 302 amino acids. NCBI's taxonomy places the organism in Eukaryota, Metazoa, Chordata, Amphibia, Anura, Pelobatidae. The transcript has 10 exons. Gene Ontology annotation, cellular component: nucleus. Gene Ontology annotation, biological process: peptidyl-serine phosphorylation.